Molecule: messenger RNA, 1931 nt
Organism: Prosopis cineraria
Lineage: Eukaryota; Viridiplantae; Streptophyta; Magnoliopsida; Fabales; Fabaceae
Exons: 8
Coding region: 546-1772 (408 amino acids)
Molecular function (GO): GDP-Man:Man(1)GlcNAc(2)-PP-Dol alpha-1,3-mannosyltransferase activity; alpha-1,3-mannosyltransferase activity
Source: RefSeq, a predicted model, not a curated record
UCUAAAUGGAUCAAAUAUUGUAAUUCUCUGCAGUCAUUUUUUUGGGCUGGGCUGAAAAAUCCGGCCCAUAUUUUUGUUGGCCCAGCCUCUUCGAAAGAAGCAUGCAGUGGCUCUGCCCGUCGAAAGCAUUCCCCUCCGAGUGACGCUCAUGGUAUAUUUGCCGUUGGGUGGGCAAAGACGACGCCGUUUUCCCCUCUCCAGGUAUCAGAAUUCUGAUCAUCUCAGAAAAAUCGGUCUCCAUCGCCUUCGUGUCACCGUCUUUUCUCUUCUCCUCUUGCUGACUUAACGCAGUCGGGUCAUCGUUGACUAAUCGCCUACGAGGGCACCGUCGCGACCCGGCAAUAUUUGCCUGGUUUUUUAUUUUUUUGGUAGUUCUAUCAUCCUCGCUUAUCCACGACGUCCAUAUCUUUCCCCCGUCUCUCUGUCUUAUUCAUUUGCCUCUCUCUCUGUUCUUCUUUUCUUUUUGAUAUUCAUUUGCUGCAGAAUAGACUAUGCGUCAUCUCCAACGAAUGUGUUUGCUAUAAAUUUGUUGGCUUGUCCCUGUGAUGGCAAGAGAAAAAAGCUCGAAGAUGAACAUCGCUGUAAUCCACCCAGAUCUCGGCAUAGGUGGAGCUGAAAGAUUAAUAGUGGAUGCUGCUGUUGAGCUCGCUUCCCAUGGCCAUAAUGUUCAUAUUUUUACUGCUCAUCAUGAUAAAAAUAGAUGCUUUGAGGAGACAACUGCUGGUACCUUUCCAGUUACUGUGUACGGAUCUUUUAUUCCUCGGCAUAUCUUCUACCGGCUUCAUGCAUUAUGCACGUACCUCAGGUGUCUCUUUGUUGCUCUUUGUGUUCUUCUCUUGUGGCCAUCAUUUGAUGUUAUACUGGCAGAUCAGGUCUCUGUAGUUAUUCCAAUCUUGAAACUUAAAAAGUCUGCAAAGGUGGUAUUCUAUUGUCAUUUUCCAGACUUGUUGCUGGCUCAACAUACAACCUUCCUCAGGAGGAUGUAUAGGAAGCCAAUAGACUAUAUAGAAGAAAUAACAACUGGGAUGGCUGAUUUGAUACUUGUUAACAGCAAAUUUACUGCAUCUACUUUUGCAAAUACUUUCAAGCAUCUGGAUGGUCGAGGAAUUCAGCCAGCUGUUUUAUACCCAGCAGUCAAUGUGGAUCAGUUCAAAGAACCCAAUUCCUUUAAGUUCAAUUUUCUUUCCAUUAAUCGCUUUGAAAGGAAGAAGAACAUAGAAUUAGCAAUAUCAGCUUUUUCUAUGCUCCAAACCUUUGAAGGAGAUGUCCUUCAGAGUCGGGAUGCAUCUAAUGCUUCCUUGACUGUUGUUGGAGGCUUUGACAAACGAUUGAAGGAGAAUGUAGAGUACUUGGAAGAGCUAAAAAACUUGGCAGAAAGGGAAGGUGUAUCAAAUCGGAUAAGGUUCAUCACAUCUUGCUCAACAGCUGAAAGGAAUGCUCUUCUUUCAGAAUGCCUGUGUGUCCUUUACACUCCAAAGGAUGAGCACUUUGGCAUCGUUCCAUUGGAGGCAAUGGCAGCUUAUAAACCAGUUAUUGCUUGCAAUAGUGGUGGACCUGUUGAGUCAAUCAAGAGUGGUGUGACAGGGUUCCUUUGUGAUCCUACUCCACGAGAGUUUUCUCAAGCAAUGUUCCAACUCAUUCGAGAUCCCCAGGAUGCUGAGAAAAUGGGCAGGGAAGCUAGGAGGCAUGUCCUUGAGUCAUUUUCAACAAAGACAUUUGGCCAACGUUUGAAUAGAUAUCUUGUUGAUAUUCACAGGGGAAAGAAGGACUGAGUUAUGGAAGAUUUUCGUAUACAAUUGGUACUAUGACGAUAAAUUAAUUAGGCAUUUAAGCAUGAGUCUGAAAAAAAUGUUUGCUUAAGAUUUUUGUCAAUUUAGGAUUGGUUUAGUCUUUUAAUGGCUAAUUUCAAUAAACUGAAUUCACUCCAGAAA